This is a messenger RNA of Fraxinus pennsylvanica, 618 nucleotides long. The record is from the annotation of a GenBank genome assembly. Lineage: Eukaryota; Viridiplantae; Streptophyta; Magnoliopsida; Lamiales; Oleaceae.
AUGAGUACUGGAAUGGGAAAGGUAGUGUGCGUAACAGGAGCUUCUGGAUACACUGUUUCAUGGUUGGUGAAGCUUUUACUUGACCGAGGACACCCAAGGAAGGUUGAACACCUGAUGACGGCAAUUAAAGGAGCUCAGGAAAGAUUACAUUUGUUUGAAGCCAACUUAACUGAAGAAGGAUCUUUUGAUUCUGCAAUUGAUGGUUGUGAAGGCGUCUUUCAUACAGCAACUCCCGUUUUCCUUUCAGUAGCUGAUCCCCAGGCAGAACUAAUAGAACCAGCUGUGAAGGGAACCCUUAAUGUUCUGAGAAAUCCUCUAAAACCUGAUGUUGUAGUUGAUGAAACCUGGUUUUCCGAUACAGUAUUCUGUGAGGAAACAAAGCAAUGGUAUGCUAUUUCGAAAACCUUGACAGAGGAAGCUGCGAGGAAAUUCGCGGACGAAAAUAACAUUGACUUGGUAACAUUACAUCCUGGCUUUAUUAUUGGUCCUCUCUUGCAGCCAACUCUGAAUUUAACUUCGGAGUCUGUUGUGAACCUCAUUAAAGAAGGCAGAGAAGAUUGGCCAAAUAGAUAUGUUGAUGUUAGAGAUGUUGCUCGUGGCCUCGUGCACAUAUUCUAG